This is a messenger RNA of Perognathus longimembris pacificus (Pacific pocket mouse), 3644 nucleotides long. RefSeq names its product DNA cross-link repair 1A (gene Dclre1a). Gene Ontology annotation, molecular function: damaged DNA binding; 5'-3' DNA exonuclease activity. NCBI's taxonomy places the organism in Eukaryota, Metazoa, Chordata, Mammalia, Rodentia, Heteromyidae. Gene Ontology annotation, biological process: double-strand break repair via nonhomologous end joining; protection from non-homologous end joining at telomere; interstrand cross-link repair. The transcript has 9 exons. The record is from RefSeq and is a predicted model, not a curated record. The coding region runs from base 155 to 3277 and encodes 1040 amino acids.
GGAACAGUGCUCAGGUCCUGAGUUCAAGUUCCAGAAUCAUACACACAGAUAGGCCCCCCCAUACACACACACAGAGUAAAAAAAAAAAAAAAAAAAGAAAGAAAUGGACUCUUAGUAAUGACCAGUGUUUUGUGAGUGCUGAAAUCAUUUUGCCAUGUUAGAAGACACAUUUUCAGAAGAAGACAUCUGGGAAUAUAAAUCAAAAAGAAAACCCAAAUCAGUGCAUCCAGAUAAGUGCUCAGAAAAUAUUCCAAAGGCUACUGAAAACGGGACAGAUGGAAAAUACCAAUCAAAUUGCAAAGGAAGCAAAAAAAGAUCCCCAGAGAACGAAGAGAAAACGAAGGACCGUGGCAUGUGCCUUGGGGAAACAGGUUGUCAGACUUCCCCAGCUUCUCCUCAGAAUUCAAGUUGUAGAGAUGGUCUCCAGCAGUCCCAAGACAAACAGAGUACUCCACGCAGGCACUGUAAGACUCACAAGAACAAACACGUGUCCCCAAAGAUACGACCAGUUUAUGAUGGAUACUGUCCAAACUGCCAGAUGCCUUUCUCCUCUUUGCUAGGACAGACACCUCAGUGGCACGUUUUUGAAUGUUUGAAUUCUCCACCAGUCUCUGACAUAGAGUGCCCUGAUGGUUUUUUGUGUACUUCGACAUUUCCGUCUCAUUAUAAGAAAUACACCCACUUCCUGCUUGCUCAAAAGAGGGAUAGCAAGGAGCCUUUUCUCAUUGUGUCACCUGCAUCAAGUGGGAAUAUCUGUGAGACAAAGCCUGGCUUCGUUUGUAACCUUGAAGAAAGAUGGUCUCAGCAUCCAAAGCAAACUGGGAACUUAGGAAAUGUUUCCAAUGGUUCUUUAUUGAUAUCCCAGUGUCCAAAAAGGUCUCAGCUUCUAACUGACAGUAAUCAAAAGAUUUCUUUAUCCGCAAAUUCUAAAACACCACCACAGGUUCCACAGUUUCCAGAAUUUAAGAAAGACAAACUGGUAGGCGUUGCUUUGCCUCUGAGUACGGAGGAAGAAGUGGACAACCAAAGCAGCACAAGACGCACAAGCUUGUCACUGCCAGAAAAUGCCUUUGACAGCUGCGAAAUCUCCUAUUCUCCACUUCAAAGUGAUGAAGAAACUUAUGAUGUAUAUGAAAAGCUGGAUGAGUCACAGCAGGAGCUAUUUUCUACUGAAAGCUCUAAAGAUGGCAGCCUUGAGGAUGACAGCAGCUCUGCUGACUUGGAAAGUCUGCCUGGUUCCUCCCUGAAGGACCCAGAAGAGAGCUGCUCCCAAAUGAAUCUCUUCCCAACUCAAGAUGAGUAUAGUGAAGAAUUGUAUAACUGCAGUGUUCUAAGUGCUUCAUCUCAGCUCACCUCCCAGUCUGAGAGCAGUAUUCCACACAAUGAAUCCACGUGCACUGAUGAUUAUUUUUUGUUGUUUGCACCUGCAUUAAGAGGACAGCUUCCUCUUAACUAUCAAACAGCUAACACAUACCCUAAUGAGCCACAGUUUCACACAUCUCAACCAGAUAAACAGAAGCAAGUAGUUGAAGAAUCAGCUGUGUAUAAUCAAGUUUCUUUGCCAUUACUUAAGAGAAAGACAUCAAAACCUUUCAGAAGCCAGGGAGACCAUCCAACCCAAAGGCAAGCUAGAGAACUACCAAGUAAGAACAGUGCCAAAUCAGCAUGUGUCUACAGAAAGGCCUCAAAGGGUAUGCUAGAUGGUAAAGCUUUAAAUACAGAAAAAUAUUCUAGUACACCCACUAAGUCUUGUUUCCAAACAUCACCCUCUGCUCCUAAGUGCCAUGCAAGCCAGCCUUCUACCAAAGUAAUGAAGCAGAUGGACAUAGGUGUGUACUUUGGACUUCCACCCAGAAGAAAAGAGGAAAAAUUGCCCAGGGAAAGUGCAUUAAAAGGGACAGACACGAGUCUAGGUGUAAGUCCUCACGAAAAGAGGUCCGGGCAGUGCAAGAGGAAAGCAGAAAAAUCUUUAAGUGACUUAGAAUUUGAUGCAAAGAACUUAAGUAAGAGUCAGCCCUCCAUGGAACUCUCUGGGGAGAGAUCACCUCGGCGAAGAAAGAGACAUAAAAAGUCACAUUCACCCCAGGAAGGAGCUCAUCAAAAGAGAUGGGGUCACCUUAGUAGCAGAACUGAAGCUGGAGCAGUCCAUUCAAAUGCAGACAGAGUCUUUGUGAAAUCAGCCUGUGGCAGGCCACAAAGAAGGAAUGUGAGAAUUCCAGACUUAUCUGGUACUGGAGAGCUAAGAAAAAGGGCUUGUCCAUUCUAUAAGAAAAUACCUGGUACUGGCUUCACAGUUGAUGCCUUUCAGUAUGGUCUGAUUGAAGGAUGCACAGCCUACUUCCUCACACAUUUCCAUUCUGACCAUUAUGCUGGGCUGUCUAAAAGCUUCACUUAUCCAAUCUACUGUAGUGAGGUAACUGGCAAUUUGUUGAAGAACAAGCUUCACGUGCAAGAACAAUAUAUCCAUUCACUGCCAAUGGAUACCGAAUGUACAGUGAACAACAUCAAAGUUGUUUUGCUUGAUGCCAAUCAUUGUCCAGGUGCGGUCAUGAUCCUUUUCUGCCUUCCUAAUGGUGCUGUUGUGUUGCACACUGGAGACUUCAGGGCGGAUCCCAGUAUGGAGCGCUCUCUCCUUGCUGCCCACCGAGUGCACACGCUGUACCUAGACACCACAUAUUGCAGCCCAGAAUACACCUUUCCAUCUCAGCAGGAGGUUAUCCAGUUUGCCAUCAACACUGCCUUUGAGGCUGUAACUCUAAACCCACGUGUUCUUGUUGUCUGUGGCACCUACUGCAUCGGAAAAGAGAAAGUCUUCCUAGCCAUUGCUGACGUUUUAGGCUCAAAAGUGGGCAUGUCCCAAGAAAAAUACAGAACACUGAAGUGCCUCAACAUACCAGAAAUUAAUUCUGUCAUCACUAUGGACAUGUGCGCCUCUUCUGUCCACCUUCUCCCAAUGAUGCAAAUUAAUAUUAAGGGUUUACAAAGUCAUUUAAAGAAAUGUGGUGGGAAAUAUGAUCAGAUUCUGGCUUUUCGACCUACAGGAUGGGCACACUCCAACAAACUAACUAGUAUGGCAGAUGUUACUCCCCAGACCAAAGGAAACAUUUCAAUAUACGGAAUUCCCUAUAGUGAACACAGCAGCUAUCUAGAAAUGAAGCGUUUUGUCCAAUGGCUGAGACCCCAGAAGAUCAUCCCCACUGUGAACGUGGGCACCUGGAGAUCCCGGAGCACGAUGGAGAAAUAUUUUACAGAGUGGAAAUUAGAAGCUGGCUACUGACAACCGGGGACACGGGAGUGGUUAGGUGCCACUGCUGUCGUGGACACAGAACAUGCUUUAUGUGACAACCUCAGGAAGAGCACUCAUUCGCUCCUGCUCAUUUGUGUUUGAGUCACGUGUUCCUCAAAACCACUGAGAAUAAGACUCCCCAGGAGCCCUCAUUUCCCGUCCUUCUCCCCAUGGAGACAGUUAUUCUGCAUUAGACCUUAAUUUGGGGAAACAAAGGCAGGUUUGUGGACCAAAAAGAAUUAUGGUAAUAGGUAGCCUAAGAUGGGCAGUAUUAUAUGUAAGUAAUUAUGUAUCUUUAAAAUUAUAAAAUUAACUUUUAUAUAAUAAAUAUUCCUAAAUAAAAAUGAAUACAAAGCUU